AUGCAUAUGGGGUUUUUUUUCCCUAUAUUGAAUGAUAAUCAUGUCAUGGAUUUCAAUGCCAGCAUUUCUGUUUUGGGAGUAGAGCAUAGCAGUGGUUGUGUUGGAUGCUAUAAAAGGCCUACACUGAGUACUACAGUGGAUGUGCCAUCAAAAGGAGUGGCCAAAAAAGGUAACUCGGUGAAGAAACUUAGUUCAUCCGAGGAUUUCUGGACCACCAGCACGCAUGAUAUGGACAACAGUGCCGUCCAGUCACAGGGAAGCAUUUCUUCAGCCAGCCUAACAAACCAAACUGUGGUUCCUCAUGCUAGUUCUUCCAAAAACAGCAGCAACCCCACUGAAUUUGUAAAUCAUGGUCUAAUUCUUUGGAAUCAGACUCGGCAACGCUGGGUUGGAAAUAAAAAGUCUGAAAAUCGAACACAGCAAUUACAAGAACCUAAAUUGAGUUGGAAUGCAACAUAUGAAAGUUUACUUGGCAGCAACAAGCCUUUCCGUCAGCCUAUCCCUCUUACUGAAAUGGUAGAUUUUCUUGUGGACAUCUGGGAGCAGGAUGGCCUAUACGACUGA
Molecule: messenger RNA, 564 nt
Organism: Sphenostylis stenocarpa
Lineage: Eukaryota; Viridiplantae; Streptophyta; Magnoliopsida; Fabales; Fabaceae
Source: the annotation of a GenBank genome assembly